Molecule: messenger RNA, 1182 nt
Organism: Arachis duranensis
Lineage: Eukaryota; Viridiplantae; Streptophyta; Magnoliopsida; Fabales; Fabaceae
Product: protein MAIN-LIKE 1-like
Exons: 4
Coding region: 1-1182 (393 amino acids)
Biological process (GO): meristem development; meristem maintenance
Source: RefSeq, a predicted model, not a curated record
AUGGAAAUUAGGCGGGAGAGGCUUGACCCUUAUUUGAGACGUACCGGUUUUUAUCAUGCCUCUUUGAUCAAGCGCUUCGAGUACGACAAUCCACUUAUUAGUGCCUUUGUGGAACGGUGGCGUCCGGAGACGCAUACGUUUCAUCUGCCUUGGGGUGAGAGUACCAUAACUCUAGAGGAUGUAGCCAUGCAGCUAGGUUUACCUGUUGAUGGUGAACCUGUUAGUGGUACGUUGAGGUCAUGGAGUAAGUUUCAUCAGAGAGAUAUUUGGGAAUGGUGUCAUGAACUUCUAGGUGAGGUUCCCCCUGGCCACGUAGGAACAACGAAGUACAACAUCAAGUUGAAGUGGCUCAGAACUCGUCUUCAGCAGAUGCCGCUUGACUUAGAUGAUAAUGGUCUCAUGCAGUAUGCACGUUCAUACAUACUUUACUUGUUGGGAGGCGUGCUUCUCCCUGACAAGGCCAACAACACAGUCCAUGUUCGAUAUCUGCCUUUAUUGGCUGACUUUGAUGCCAUAAGUACGUACAGUUGGGGUAGUGCCGUCCUCUGUUGGUUAUAUCGUUCUAUGUGCCUCGCAACAGAUUACAGUGUUGAGGGAAUGGCCGGGUGUCAUACCUUGCUCAUGUCGUGGAUAUACUAUAGAUUACCGUUCUGGGCCCCGGAUGUAACAACAGCGUUCAGUUUUCCUUUAGCCACGAGGUGGGCAGGGAAAAAAAGAAAGAAUGACUAUGCUGAGCAGCGCCUACUUAGGCACCGUCUGCGCUUGGAUAAUCCGCAAGUCGACGAGUUUCUUUGGCAACCUUACAUGGACCCCCAGAUUCUGUCUAGAGUUCCCGCAGAAUUCCUCGGCCACCCUCAUGGAGAUUUCUAUAGUGCCGUUGUGCCUCUAAUAUUUUUCAGGUGGAUUGAGAUCCUAAAUGUUGACCGUGUGCUGAGACAGUUUGGGGGAAAGCAAGGACCUCCGAACCCACCGCUUAAUAUUGAUACGUUCCAUCGUCAAUCAGCCCGUAAUGAUGACGGUUGGUGGCCGGUUCGACUAUCCGAAUGGUGGUACUCUGAGAGAACCAGGAGGUUUCUGUCCGCCCCUGAUGCAUUGCAUGACCCGCGGGGUGACGUUGUCCCCGCAGAUGCGCCGGCAGAGUACGAAAGAGGCCCUGUGAUUAAUUUGCCUCCCGUUCCCUGA